CAUAUUUUAAUGCUUAAUGUUACUGGCAAGAUUAGGAUCUAGAACUAUUUUAAACAAAAUGAGUAUUAAAGCAGCAUUAAUAGAUUUAAGUGGUACAUUACAUGUUGAAGAUAAUGAAACACCAGGCUCGGUUGAAGCUCUUGAAAGAUUACGAAAAACUGGAAUUCAAAUUAAAUUUGUUACGAACACCACAAAGGAAUCUUCACAAACGCUAUAUGAUCGUCUAAUUAAAAUUGGAUUUAAGCUUGAGAAAGAAGAAAUUUAUAGCUCUUUGAGUGCUGCUCGGGAUUUCGUUAAAGAUGCCAAUCUAAAACCAUUUUAUUUAUUAUCUGAAGAUGCAAAAAAAGAUUUUCCUCCACAAUCAUUAGAGAAUGAAUGCAAUUCCGUGGUAGUAGGUUUAGCUCCGGAAAGUUUUCAUUACGAAUGCUUAAAUAAAGCGUUUAAUAUCCUUUUAAAAAACAAAGAAUAUCCAUUAGUGGCUGUUCACCAAGGAAAAUAUUAUAAAAGAAAUGAUGGUCUUGCUUUGGGACCAGGAUGUUUUGUAAAAGGAUUGGAAUAUGUUACUGGAAAAAAUGCUACUGUUAUAGGAAAACCAAAUAGAUACUUUUUUGAGAAAGCUGUUCCCGAUGGAAUUCAAAUCGGGGAAUGUGUUAUGAUUGGAGAUGAUGCUAAUGAUGAUGUCGCUGGUGCAAUGAAUAUUGGUAUGAAAGCUAUAUUAGUUAAAACAGGAAAAUAUCUUCCAGACGCUGAAAUACCUGUACAACCUACAGCUCUUCUUGACAACUUUGCUAGUGCUGUAAAAUGGAUUGAAAAUUAUAAUAUUAUAUAGUUUUGAACUUUGAGAAAUUUAUUUUCUUUCAUAUAAAAAAAACGCCUUUUAAAUGCUAAUAAAUAAGUUUUACAAUAUUACAGCACAAUAUUGGUAAAUUUUUGCAGUUU
Condylostylus longicornis is the source of this 939-nucleotide messenger RNA. RefSeq names its product haloacid dehalogenase-like hydrolase domain-containing protein 2. Gene Ontology annotation, molecular function: phosphatase activity. The transcript is spliced from 5 exons. Lineage: Eukaryota; Metazoa; Arthropoda; Insecta; Diptera; Dolichopodidae. Gene Ontology annotation, biological process: dephosphorylation. Bases 17 to 829 code for a protein of 270 amino acids. The record is from RefSeq and is a predicted model, not a curated record.